Messenger RNA from Morus notabilis, 1285 nucleotides. RefSeq lists its product as uncharacterized. The coding region runs from base 120 to 953 and encodes 277 amino acids. Lineage: Eukaryota; Viridiplantae; Streptophyta; Magnoliopsida; Rosales; Moraceae. The transcript has a single exon. The record is from RefSeq and is a predicted model, not a curated record.
GUACUAACUCUUUUCAUUGUACAAGUAAUUCCUAAGACAAUUCCCUCUUUCUGUUGCUUCCUUCCAUUUUCCAUUUCCCGUCUCUCUCUUUCUCUCUUCUUUCUGAAACUAUAUCAAAUAUGGAAUUCAACGACGAUAAUAACCUUGAUAUUCACCAUAUCCAACAACAACAAGAAGAAGAAGAUCAAGAAGAAGCAGAAGAAGCACUUUCUCUCUCCGAGCUUCCUCUAAGCAACGACAUGUCGUCCAAGAACAACACAACUAAUUCGAAUCGCCGGUCGGCUUCGGAGCCACCGGAGUUGUUCGAGUUCUUCAGCGACUUAAGCUCCGACCACAACAUGUCUUCUGCCGAGGACAUUAUCUUCUGCGGGAGACUUAUACCCUUCAGAGAACAAAGCCCUCCCAAGUUCAAUUUCUCCAAGGAUUUCGACGAGAAACCGACAUCGGGUUUUCGUCGACGAUCGGAGUCUUUAUCGGAGUUACAAAGCUCCGGUGUUUCCCGGUCGAGCAGCAACACAAAAGCCAGGAUGGUCAUGAGGAACAGCCGGUCUUUGGAUUACCAAAAGCUCCGUAGGGCUUGGAACACCUCGGCAGUGUCUCCGGCAUUGGAUAUCGACCGGAAUUCAUCGACAAAGAGCGUUGGGAAGCGCGACGUGUCGCCCAAAAAGGCGGGUCGGGUGCGGUGGUCGUCCUUUCUCAUGUUCGGGACGGUGAAGUUCCCGGCGGAGAUGGAGCUCGGCGACAUCAAGAGCCGGCAGGCCAGGCGGAAUGUCCCGAUCACGACGACGCUUUUUCCACCGAUGGAUUCGGGUGGGAAUUUGCCGGUUAGCCGGAGUAAUUCCAGCAAGAGCGGCGGCGGAGGUGGUGGCUCUUGGAGGCUGCUCAAGGCAUUGAGCUGCAAAGAUCAUGCAAGUGUGGCUGUAACGGCGUCGUUUUACGUGCCUAACGUGUAAAGCCUAGUGGUCACGUGACAUGCACGUGGUUCACAGGAAACGACAGCGACACGAAAUUCCCUUUAUUGUCAGCGUCUGGACUGAACUACCCUUGGCGGGGGUGCCACUACUAAUAGGUUUGAGUAUUUUGAAUCUGGGAGUAUUUUGAUUUUGUGGGGGCAAAAUGGUCAGAAGCGAGUAUUUUUGGGAGUUUGCUUUGAUUGUUGGAGAAAAUAUAUGUGGUAAUUAAGUAUAUGACUUUACGUAGAAGUAAAGAUUUGUGUACAGUGUUGAUCGGAAACCUUUUUAAUUAUCUGUUGUUGUUUUUGUUGUUGAUUAAUGAUAAUGUUUUU